Bathycoccus prasinos is the source of this 1038-nucleotide messenger RNA. RefSeq lists its product with no specific name. The transcript has a single exon. The coding region runs from base 1 to 1038 and encodes 345 amino acids. Lineage: Eukaryota; Viridiplantae; Chlorophyta; Mamiellophyceae; Mamiellales; Bathycoccaceae. The record is from RefSeq and is a predicted model, not a curated record.
AUGAGCAACAGCGAGAAAGAAUCAAUCCGGCAUCGACUUGGGAAAGGGAAAAAAUUGACCAACGAGAUACCAACAAAAGUUGAAGAUGAUGACGACGAUAAAAAGGAAGAACAAGAACAGGGCAAUCCAAUCGAACACGCGAUCGCAGCGGUGGUGGAGUACGUCGGGUAUUUCUUCGCGAAGUUGAGCAAGUUUCUUUCCUCCAAAUUCACCGAUGUGAACGAGGAAAACGAUGGAAAAUUAGAGACGAAACUGAGCGAAAGCGGUUUGGAAACGAUGGUAUACAUUCGAUCUCGAUUGGACGUGAAGUACGACGAGACGCAAAGAGAACACGUGGACAUGUUGAAGAUAUUAUGGAGGAGUUGUUUUGAUGAAGAUGGGGUUGAAUUUCCUCUUGCAUCAAAGUCUUCUUCUUCUUCUUUAGCCGCGUCCGAACGACAACAACAACCGCGUUUGGGACACGCGAGCGAAAAGUGGAAAGACAUGGGAUGGCAAGGCACGCACCCUUCGACGGAUUUACGAGGGUGCGGCGUUUUCGCUCUAGAAAAUUUAGUCUACUUCUCGCAAACGAGGAAAGAUCUGUUCAAAGUUCUCGUGGAGAAGAAAAACGGGAAACGAAGCGAUUGGGAGUACCCGUUCGCGGCGGCGGGCGUGAACGUGACGCACGAGUUGACGAAACUCUUAGACGUGGAUGGAAUCAUCAGAAACGGAUCGGUAGAUGAAACGUUGAGAGUAGAUAAGUGCGUCGUCGGCUUUCUUGAGUUGGUUCGAAGAAGACGCACCACGAGUAGUAGUAAUAAUAAUAAUGAUAACGAUAGUAGCAUUAAUGGCGGAAGUAGUUUUCGUCGGAAAGAAGCUUUCGUCGCCGCUUUCCACGAGCUGUACUGCGACGCGUUUGAAAUCUUAGAUCAAGAGUGGUUGCUCGCCGAAGCGACGUACAUGGAGUUCCCGAAAGUGCUCGAGAGAACGAUUCGCGUUAAAACGAGAGAAAAGUUGGAACGAUUCGCCGAAGAAGUGCGGGGCCUACAUAAUGAAUGA